CACAGCUUCACGCGCUCUCAGCACCGCCAGCACCAGUCCAGCACCAACCGCCAAGCUCGCACUGCCGACAUGUCUGGUCGAGGCGGCCGAGGAGGCGGACGAGGAGGUCGAGGCGGGUCGGGCAAGCCCCAGGCGCCGAUAGGGCACCUCCAGUACGCCGACAUCAUCGCCACGAGCAAGGAGGGCACCGAUGUGCUGUACCCUCCGAUGGAUAUGCCCGAUACAGAGUACCCGUCCGAGCGCGAGGCGCGCAUCGCAAAGCGCUACAACACCAUGGUCAGCGAGAUGAAGUUCACCCCGUUCUGGAUCGACGCCCCGGCACGAGCGAGCACCGACAUCGAGCGCUUCUCGGACAAGUACAAGCCGCAGACGGCGAGCUCCGACAAGGCGACCACCGCGCUGCGCACGGUGCACAGCGCGAGGCUGUACGACCGCGACCUGUUGCCGCCUUCUGUCUUCGAGGCCGUCCUCGAGAGAAAGCUCAGGGCCAAGGGCAGCUCGCGAGCUGUUCGCAAGACGACCGACGGCAACAUCCUCGCGGGCGACGAUGACCAAGCCGUCGAGGAGGACGAGGACCAGUCGGAGCAAGAGGAAGAGCUGCUCGAGGAGGACGACGAGGAGGACGAGGACAACGACUACGAGGCCGAGUACUUCGACAACGGCGAGAACGACGACUUUGACGACCUUGGCGGCGGUGGCGGAGGAGGAGACGACGAAGGUGGCAUCAUGGACUAGACCGUGCUCCUUGUCUAGUGUCGACAUCGCAGCUGCACUGCAUCCCUCUUUGUGCGACGA
Molecule: messenger RNA, 795 nt
Organism: Rhodotorula graminis WP1
Lineage: Eukaryota; Fungi; Basidiomycota; Microbotryomycetes; Sporidiobolales; Sporidiobolaceae
Exons: 6
Coding region: 70-735 (221 amino acids)
Biological process (GO): transcription by RNA polymerase III
Cellular component (GO): RNA polymerase III complex
Source: RefSeq, a predicted model, not a curated record